UUUCAGUUGAUCGCUGCAGCAAUCACCGACGAAUUCCAACCGACAGUGACAUGGUUUUGUUCCGAAGAGGGUGGUUUCGAUCUGACACUGACAACAUCGCAACCGUUCUUCGGUUCACUUCACGCCAUGGAUAGGUAUCAGAGUUGUCGUAUAAAUGGAACUGGAAGAAAACAAUUACAUUAUUAUAUUGCCUUCACGAACACUCAAGAAUGCAAUGUCAAGUAUGAUAAAAAGAACGAUCUAUAUUCGAUCCAAAUGGAAGUGAACGAGCAUCCGGUACUGAUAUUACAACAAGAUCGAAUAUUCGAUUUGAUUUGUGCAGGUGGCAAGAUCGAUGUAACGAAUAAGAGUGACACCAUAGCGCAACACAACGCAUCUCAACAUCUGUCUCGAGUGUGCGUGAUCAAAUUUCACUUGAUAUUAAACGAUUCCAUCUCAAUAUUAACUCAAAGCAAGUUCAAAGACUGA
This is a messenger RNA of Anisakis simplex (herring worm), 468 nucleotides long. The record is from the annotation of a GenBank genome assembly. NCBI's taxonomy places the organism in Eukaryota, Metazoa, Nematoda, Chromadorea, Rhabditida, Anisakidae.